AUUGGGCCGGGGAGCGGGCACGGGCAGCGAGCCUCGCUGGUUUUCCCGAGGUGGUCCUUUCUUGUUUCUUUGUUGCCUUUUCCGGUUUGGUUCUGGGGUGCGGAGGCGGAGCGGUGGGCUUGGGCAGGGAUGAGGGGGUGGGGGCAGGUCUCGCCGUAACCCCCCCUCCCUUUUUUAUUUUUUAUUUAUUUUUUUUUGUUUUUUUCCCCCUUUUAUUUUUUGUGGGCAUCUUGCACUGUUUUCGCCUUGGGGGUUCCGCCUGGCUCGGUGGUUGGCGGUCCAGACCGGAGACCCGGGGCCGCGGGUUCCUGUCAGCCGAGUCUCUGAGGAGAGCGGCGCGGGCUGCGGUGCGGGGAGGGUGCCGGGCUCCCAGGAAGUUUAAGAGAGAAGAGAGCACCGCCAGUCCGCUCGGGCCUGUGGACGGGGGCGUCGUGGUGCGGACCUCCGCGGGGACGCGGGUGCGGGUUUGCCUCCGUGCCCGGCGCGGCCCGGCGCGGGGGGCUGUCGGGGGCUGCGUUUUGGUGACAGAAAGGCUCGCCUGGGGAGGCAGGGGCGACGCCCCCUUCAGGUGUCGGCCUGGCCUCGCCCCUCUCCCCGGCCGGAGGCGAGGCCGCGCGUGCUGGGACGCCUGGGUGGCUGCAGGGGACGCUGGAUUCUCCGGGGUUCCUUUCUGCUCGUGUGUCUUAAGCUCAAAACCAGUGCCAUUUGGAACUCUAUUCAGUUCGUAGGGGACAGUCUUGCUUGAAGCUUGUGAGUUCCAGUCCAAGUUAGGAAAAUAUUUUUCUCUCUAUGUAGAAAGUUCUACAGACAUAAAAACCCGUCUUUGUUUUUCAGCUGAGAGCCUUCGUAUGCUUCAGUUACAUCGAAUUUCUUUCUGUAAGCUGAUGGAAGUUUGUGUGUGAAGGUUGUUGGUUUUAGACCUUGACCACCACUUGAAAGACGGCCAUGGUGGUACACCAGAAUCUUAGCUUUUUGCUACGAUGGUGUAGUCGUGAGAAGACUUAGUAUAUUUAAGAUUUAGAAAUUUAGUGCUUAGGAAAAAAGUAGGAGGUUAAAAUUACAUUCUCUAACAUUACAAAAAUUGUCCAGCUAAGAGAAUACAGCUUGAUGUGAGACUUAGGGUUUUUUCCUCCAGUCACAAAGCACAAAAAACAGCCUGUGUUUGGAGGGGGAAAAAAACUUGUUACAGUUAUGAAUGAAGAAAACACUUUCCAUUAUUUGUGAUAUUUAAUGAUUUUUAAUUUCCAUAUAUUGGGUGUUUUGUGUGCCACCAAACAAGCUAAUUUUUUUCCCACUAUUUUAGUUGAUAGGCUCAUCCCAAAAUAUGCUUUUUGGGACUGAUCUAGAACCUGCAUAUUCUGCGUGAAUAUCUUUAAUUGAUUGCAGUUGAGCUAGAUGGUGCAGCCAAAAUGCUAUUGCCUUGUCUUCAGCAACAUUUAAUCACACUAUUUCUUCACAAAGUUUACAGAGGCCCAAAUCCCCAGGAACCUGGAACCAUAGUCCAAAGCAUUCUGCCUCAAGUGUGAAGUCUCCGUUUUCUUAACUUUGAAUAAAAUUGGUAGUCUUAAUGAUGUUAACUCUGGCCUUGUCUGCUUUUUUUCCCUCCCUCCCUGCCUUCCUUCCUUCAGUUACAGAGAGAUAAAGAGAAAAGAGAUCUGUCCACUGGUUCAGUCCCCAAAUGGCCACAAUAGCCACUACUGGGCCAGGCUGGAGCCAGGAGCCAGUAGCUCCAUCUCAGUCUGCCAUGUGGGUGGCAAAGGCUCAAGUACUUUGGCCAUCUUCUGCUGCUUUCCCAGGUGCAUUAGCAGGGAGGGAACUGAAUCAGAAGUGGAGCAGCCAGGACUUGAACUGGUGGUGGUACAAGAUGCUGGCAUCUCAGGAGAUGGCUAAUUCACUUCACCACCCAUGUUCAGCAAAUAAGAAUUGUUGUCAGUUACUUACCACUAAGAUUUUCUGUUUAGCAGACUUUGAUUCUUUCAGAAUAAAAAUACCUUAACAGAUCUUUCAAAUUCUUUCAUAUACAUUAUUAAGGCAUUGCUUAUGUGCAGUGGCAGGUAUAUUGAUCAGUGUGCAAUGUUUUCAGUAGUAUAACCUCAACAAAAUGUAUAAAUAAUUAGUUGUUAAAUAAAUGCUAUGACCCACUGAAUAUGUGGACCAAGUGGAUUGGAAAAUGCUUCUUAUAGUGAGAACUUUAUUUAUAAAUUUAUAAAUUAAAUUUAUAAGAGAUAAUAGUGUGAUCUCAGUGUUUAAAAAUAUAGGUAAAAGGUUGGGAGGUAAUCACAAGAAUAUCGGGUAUAGAUAAUUUUUCUUACUUUGUUAGAAAAUACAUCUGAAAAUUCCAUAUGUCCUUAUUGUCUUAUUAGUUGAAUUAUGUCAGAGACUACCUGUUAGCCAGUUGUUUGUCAACCUUUAAUUCACCCAGUAAAACUGUGAAAAACAUUCUGUAGUUUGCUAGGUUUCCCAUUAUAAGAAAAUCUUACAGCACUGAAUUUUUUUCAUACCAUAUAGUCUCAUCCAGUCUUCCAGUUUAGUAUCAUGACCCUGAAGCAGUUAGGAUCUGCACAUGCUAGAUCCUGUGAUUCUCCUUAUCAUCACUAAUAGUAUCUGUUCUACAUUUGUGCUAGUGUUCUGCUUGGGAAAAGAUAAGAAUCUGGUUAUACAAUUAAGGCCCCCCCCCCAAAGUAUCAAGAAAUGCAACUUCUUUAUUUUGUUUUUAGAGGUUAUUCAGCACUUAGUUACCCAGAAAGUCAGGACAAUAUAUUGGCUCAGUGGAUGGAAAUACCACCUAAGCUAAUCUGUUGAAAAAGAACUUUACAUCAGUGCUAGAAUGGAGAGUAUCAUGAAUGACUCAUUUCUUUAUUUAAACCAUAUUAAAAAAUAGGUCCAAGAGUUAUUUCAUUAUACUUGUCCCUUUUUAUUCUAGGUUAUUAAAUAGGAUCAUUUUGUUCAUUGGGAGUUAUUAAUGAAAACAAAAUGUAUUUUUAAUAUAAAUAUACAAGCUCCAUUAUAAGUUGGUGUUGUGCCACAUUUCAGGAAUCUUUUCUUAAAUUUGUUGGGAUUUUAUUGCUAUUUAAAGAUACUCAUCAAAUGAUGGGACAUGGUAAAAUACCACUUCUCCAAUUAAAAUGGCUAUUAAAAUUUAUUUUUCUUCCAUUUUGUCUUUUCAUUUUUAGUGUUAAUGGUGCAUAUAAACAACCUAUUACAAAGGAGGAAGCCAAAAUCAAAAUGGGCUGUUUUAUUUAUUUACACCAGAAAUUUGUUGGCAGAGUUGGAGGGCUUCAUUACAUUUCCCUGAUAAACAAGUGGGGAAGAGUUCAAGAAGUUGUUCCUAUUCUUAUAAGCUGAUUUAUUCCUGAACAUUUCUCAGUCUAACAUCAGAUGUAGUCUUCCAAGUAACAAAUGUCUUGGCCCCACUUGAUCUCUCAUUCUACACAGUUUCAAAACUAAAGCUUUUGAAAGAAGCACCUGUGGAUUUUUCCAACAAUUCUGUGUAUGCCAGUAGAGCUUCUAUCCCCUAUAUGAAAACUUCCUAAGGUCAUGCCAGUUGUUUUCUAUUGUGCCACAUCAUACUAUCAGCUUUUGAUGCAGUUGACUACUUAAUGCUCACGAAAAACACUCAGAUUUUUCAGUUAACACUUAGUUUCCUUCCUAUAUAACAUUAGCUAGUCCUCCUUAGUUUCCUUUGUUUUCCUCUUGACGUCUGAAAGUACUAAAAAUAAUCCAGGCUGUCUUCUGUAAUCUCUAGAUAUUCUUUCAAAAUAAUUUGUAUGCCAUUAACUCAAGUAUAGAUCUAAUACUGAUCUGUUGAGAUCAACUCGUGUCUAUCAACUUGACAUCUUCAUUCAGUUGCCUGUAUCUUAUAUUUCAUUACUGAUAUUGGUAUUAAUUUUUACAUUAAAUUUAUACCUUGAUUUAAGUGCCUCAAAACUUUGUCAGCUAUUCAAGCCCAGAGAUGAGGCAUCAUCAUUUUUUUUUUUUUUAAGAUUGAUUUAUUUUACUUGCAAGUCAAAGUUACACAGAGGAGAGAAGCGGCAGAGAGAGAAAGAGAGGUCUUCCCUCUGAUGGUUUCACUCCCCAGUUCGCCGCAACAGCCGGAGCUAUGCCAGUCGGAAGCCGGGAGCCAGGUGCUUCCUCCAGGUCUCCCACGCGGGUGCAGGGGCCCCAGGAUUUGGGCCAUCUUCUGCUUUCCCAGGCCACAGCAGAGAGCUGGACAGAAGGUGGAGCAGCCACCCAUAUGGGACUUCAGGCCAGGGCGUUAACCCGCUGUGCCACAGUGCCAGCCCUAAGGAAUCAUCUUGAAACAGGUUCUGCACACAGUCACUAUCAUAUCUUCAUUCAAGUCCUGCCUCCAAAUUCCAACCUCUGUCCAGCCUCUUUGCUUCCACUUUUCUAAACUAUAAGAGAUGUCUUAGACCUCAGAUAUUUAUGUCUUAGUCCCUUACACAUUAUAGUCCCUUACACAUUAUAUGUACAGCAGUCUGAGUGUUCUGUUAACAACGUAAUUUGUAUUCCACCGUUUAAAAUCCUCCAUGAGGGCCGGCGCCGCGGCUCCCUAGGCUAAUCCUCCGCCUAGCGGCGCCGGCACACCGGGUUCUAGUCCCGGUCGGGGCGCCGGAUUCUGUCCCAGUUGCCCCUCUUCCAGGCCAGCUCUCUGCUGUGGCCAGGAGUGCAGUGGAGGAUGGCCCAGGUGCUUGGGCCCUGCACCCCAUGGGAGACCAGGAGAAGCACCUGGCUCCUGCCAGAUCAGCGUGGUACGCCGGCCGCGGCGGCCAUUGGAGGGUGAACCAACGGCAAAGGAAGACCUUUGUCUCUCUCUCUCUCUCACUGUCCACUCUGCCUGUCAAAAAAAAAAAAAAAAAAAAAAUCCUCCAUGAAUGUUGAGGCCUUUUAGUAUCUGUCCCUGUGCUCACCUUCCCUCAUGCUCAAAAGCCUUUGCCAUUCUGGUUGCCUUUUUCCCUUCCAGCAGGCCAAAUCAGGUCCAGCAUAGGGACUGUGCUGUUCUCCGCAGUAGUGUAUCAUCGUUUUGUGGUUGACAGUGUAAAAAUAGCCACUAAUCAUACAGUUCUGUGUUUAAUUUGCAAAGCAAUGUAGAAUUAUUUACCAAACUCUCACUAGGGUUUCAGAACUUGUAAAAGGAGCCCAGAUUGCUGACUUAAAGCUGUACAUUUCAUGAGAUCACCUCUAAUGAAUGUAAGUUGUCCUGGAUGAAAUGGUUUCUUUCAUCUAACUUCUUCAGACCCCUUUUCCGUUAUACUUAGAAUAUCGGCCGACGCCGUGGCUCAAUAGGCUAAUCCUCCGCCUGCGGUGGCGGCACCCCAGGUUCUAGUCCUGGUCGCUCCUCUUCCUGCUAGCUCUCUGCUAUGGCCUGGGACUGCAGUGGAGGAUGACCCAAGUCCUUGGACCCUGCACCUGCAUGGGAGACCAGGAGAAGCUCCUGGCUUCAGAUCAGCACGGUGCACCGGCUGCAGCAGCCAUUGGGGGGGUAAACUAACGGAAAAGGAAGACCUUUCUUUCUGUGUCUCACUGUCCACUCUACCUGUCAAAAAAAUUUUUAAAAAAAUAAAGAAUAUCAGCAUAUCUUUUCAAAUCUACCUUUAGUUUUUCUUUUUUCCAAAAUGUUAGAUUUUAGGUCCUCAUGAUAAUGCCAAGCGAGUAACCAUUUUGCACCUAUCAGAUGAACAGGUGUUUUGUUUUUUGCUUGAAAAUUUCUUUUCAGGUCAGCAUCCUCUAGUUCACUCCCCAAAUUUCUACAGCUGCUGUAGCUGGACCAGUCUGAAGGCAUGAGCCAAGAAAAACUUCUGGGUCUCCCACAUGGGUACAGGGGUCCAAGCACUUGAGCCAUCUGCUGCUGCUUUCCCAGGCCAUUAGCAGGGAGCCAGAUUAGAAGUGGAGCAGCCAGGACUCGAACUGGCACCUAUAUGGGAUGCCACCAUUGCAGGCAGCAUCUUUGCCAAUAUGCAACAAUGCUUAAUUUCUUUAAGAAAAUUUAAAAUUGGGGGCAACAAAAAUGCCCAGCAAUAGGGAUUUAUGAAUAUUGUCAACGUUCAAUGCAGCAUGAUACAAAAGUCUUGUAUUAAAUGUCUAAGGUGAUUUCCUUAAUACUUUUCAAUGUGAGUCGACUCUAAAAAGCAGUAUAUAAAUUUGCACAUAAACUGUAGCCUCACACAGUAAAGGAUAAAAUCAAAGGGAGCUAUGCAAGAGAAUGAAAAUGCAUGCUCAUUUUUGUUUAUGGAUUUUAAUCUUUUACAUUUCCCCAUGUUUUGCAGUAGAUAUUACUAACCAGCUUUAUUUUUUAAUGUAGUAAAUUCAGAAAUGAGAGAAGUAUGAAAUCUGAUAUCUAACUUGAGGUUUUUCUGGCAAGAUGUAUACCUUUUCCAUUGCAGAUUUAUAUAUAUGCAGCAGUUCUCAGUAUUGAACUACCCUGGAGUGGUGUGGAGGGAUGUUGCAAAAAUGGAAACUUUAAUCAUUUUUGUUGAAACAUCCCUUAGGAACCUCAAAACCUAUACUUUUUCAGUUCUUUGGUUGAACUUUGCCCUGACAAUGAGAAACCCAUUGAAAGAAGCCUUUGAAAAUGUAGUCAUUUCAAAUUUCUUAAGAUUUCACAUCAUAUUCAAGAACUUGGUUGUAAUAUACCUUUUCGUGCCUGAUUGUUUAUAAAGCUUGUUUUCCACAGAUCCCUAGUAGGGUUGUUCACCUCAAAAUGAUUUCUGAGUGAAUAAAUAAUGUAUACUUUUUAAUGCUUUAAGAGGAAAUGUAGCAUUAAAAAGAAGUUGAUAAAAAUUAUAAAGAAACUAUAGUUAUUUGUAACAUGUAAGAUGGCAUAGUUGACAUACAUAACCAGGUCAUCUUGCCUAAUGGUUCCAAGGUCUACUUCAUAGAAGCACUAGCAUAGCUUAGCCUAUUUUUUCAGAGAAUGACUACCUGGUGAAAGACAGCUUGGGUUGCAAGGAACUGGCCGUUAACCUAGUACACGAUUGCAGUUCUAUCCUUCAUUCAUUACAGAAUACUUGCGCAGGCUAAUUUCCAAAAGGUCUAAUUAAAAGGACUCUGGUUUUGUCUUAUUCUUCUAGAAUGGAGACUUCAUGGAAGCUUGAGAGUGUCAUCACAAUACACAUUGCCAGCACUCAGUUUUUGCUCUUAUUAAACCUUAUUGCAUAAUGCUAUUAUUUUUUCAGGGUUUGUACAGAUAGGAACAUGGGGGAGAAACAGUUGGGAUAACAUGAAAGUGAUGCUGGUGGCUAAGAGAAGGCGACUUGGUUCUGUGGGAAGGGCUGUACCUGCUCCAUCCGUUGUCUAGAUUUGAGUAUGAGCACAGUUGAAGAGGAUUCUGACACAGUAACAGUAGAAACUGUGAACUCUGUGACUUUGACUCAGGAUCCAGAAGGGAACCUCAUUCUUCAUUGCCCUCAGAAUGAAGCUGAUGAAAUAGACUCAGAAGAUAGUACUGAACCUCCGCAUAAGAGACUUUGUUUGUCCUCUGAGGAUGAUCAGAGUAUUGAUGAUUCUGCUCCUUGCAUAUCAGUUGUUGCACUUCCACUUUCAGAAAAUGAUCAGAGCUUUGAGGUGACCAUGACUGCAACUACAGAGGUGGCAGAUGAUGAAAUCACUGAAGGGACUGUGACACAGAUCCAGAUUUUACAGAAUGAGCAACUAGAUGAAAUAUCUCCCUUGGGUAACGAGGAAGUUUCAGCAGUUAGCCAAGCAUGGUUUACCACUAAAGAAGAUAAGGACUCUCUGACUAACAAAGGGCAUAAAUGGAAGCAGGGGAUGUGGUCCAAGGAAGAAAUCGAUAUUUUGAUGAACAAUAUUGAACGAUAUCUGAAGGCACGCGGAAUAAAAGAUGCCACAGAAAUCAUCUUUGAGAUGUCAAAAGACGAAAGAAAAGAUUUCUACAGGACUAUAGCAUGGGGUCUGAACCGGCCUUUGUUUGCAGUUUAUAGAAGAGUGCUUCGCAUGUAUGAUGACAGAAACCAUGUGGGAAAAUAUACACCUGAAGAAAUUGAGAAGCUCAAGGAGCUCCGGAUAAAGCAUGGCAAUGACUGGGCAACAAUAGGGGCGGCGCUAGGAAGAAGUGCAUCUUCCGUCAAAGAUCGGUGCCGACUGAUGAAGGAUACUUGCAACACAGGGAAGUGGACAGAAGAAGAAGAAAAGAGACUUGCAGAGGUGGUCCAUGAAUUGACGAGCACUGAACCUGGCGAUAUAGUUACACAGGGUGUGUCAUGGGCAGCCGUGGCUGAACGAGUGGGUACUCGCUCAGAAAAACAGUGUCGCUCUAAAUGGCUCAACUACCUGAACUGGAAACAGAGUGGGGGUACUGAAUGGACCAAGGAAGAUGAAAUCAAUCUCAUCCUCAGGAUAGCGGAGCUUGAUGUGGCUGAUGAAAAUGACAUAAACUGGGAUCUAUUAGCUGAGGGAUGGAGCAGUGUCCGUUCACCACAGUGGCUUCGAAGCAAAUGGUGGACCAUCAAAAGGCAAAUUGCAAACCAUAAGGAUGUUUCAUUCCCUGUCCUAAUAAAAGGUCUUAAACAGUUACAUGAAAACCAAAAAAACAACCCAACGCUUUUGGAGAAUAAAUCAGGAUCCGCAGUUCCCAACAGUAAUUCCAGUUCCAGUGUACAGCAUGUUCAGAUCAGAGUCGCCCGCCUGGAUGAUAAUGCAGCCAUCUCUCCAGGUCCCAUGACAGCGUUGCAGAUUCCAGUCCAGAUCACCCAUGUCUCUUCAACAGACUCCCCUGCUGCUACUGUUGACUCAGAAACAAUAACACUAAACAGUGGAACACUACAGACAUUUGAGAUUCUUCCAUCUUUCCAUUUACAGCCCACUGGCACUCCAGGCACCUACCUACUUCAGACAAGCUCAAGUCAAGGCCUUCCCUUGACUCUGACCGCUAGUCCCACAGUAACCCUGACAGCUGCUGCUCCUGCUUCUCCUGAACAGAUCAUCGUUCAUGCUUUAUCCCCAGAGCAUUUGUUGAACACAAGUGACAAUGUCACACUACAGUGUCACACGCCAAGAGUCAUCAUUCAGACUGUUGCUACCGAGGACCUAGCUUCUUCCAUAUCCCAAACAGAACUGACAGUAGAUGGUGAUAUUCAGUCAUCUGAUUUUCCUGAGCCUCCAGAUGCACUAGAAGCAGACACCUUCCCUGAUGAAAUCCAUCAGCCUAAAAUGACUGUGGAGCCGUCAUUUAAUGAUGGUCACGUAUCCAAAUUCAGUGACCAAAAUAGCACAGAACUGAUGAACAGUGUUAUGGUCAGAACAGAAGAAAUCUUGGACACCGACCUUAAACAGGAGGAGGAAUCUCCCUCUCACUUAGCCAGUGCGUAUGUUACUGAGGAUUUAGAGUCUCCCACCAUAGAACAAGUUGAUCAAACAACAAUUGAUGAUGAAACAAUACUUAUUGUUCCUUCACCACAUGGCUUUAUCCAGGCAUCUGAUGCGAUAGAUACAGAAUGUGUCUUGCCUUUGACAACACUAACAGAUCCCAUACUGCAUCAUCAUCAGGAAGAAUCAAAUAUCAUUGGAUCAUCUCUGGGCAGUCCUGUUUCAGAAGACUCAAAGGAUGUUGAGGAUUUGGUAAACUGUCAUUAGGUAAUUCUUAGAAACAGAUAGUUGAAGCAAAGAAGCUACACUGUCAAUUACCAUAUCUUUAAAGGAGCAGGAGCAACUCCCACAAGGCUUCAUACACCAUUCCUCUGGCUUUUCAAUAGCUACAGUGCUUAAGCCAUGCACACUGUUGCUGCUGUGACCUUUUUACCUCCUUUAAAUGUACCAUCUGAGGUCUGGUUUUAUGACAGUGUGUAAGCUGGAGUAUGUGAGUCUUAACUGCACAGAUUCCCAUGUUUAUUAAGAGGGAAUUUCAUUUACUCAGCUCCUGAGAAAAGUUUCUCACCAGAGCUUAACUGCUCUGGUUUAAAAGCAGUAAGGGCACUCUAUCCAGCUUCAAAGUAAGCCUGGUUGUAUGUUGGAGAACUCAUUAUCAACAUGGUCUGGAACUUACUAUUAGCUUGAUAUUAGACCAGCAAUCAAAUACAGAAACCUAGGAGGUGACUGUAUGGCAGUUAUUAGCCCAUUGCUGGCAGUGGGAGCUGGUUUAGGCAGGGUAUAGAGGAAAGCAUUAAAGAGUCAAGAAAAUUCACUACACGUUUUUAUUACUUUUAAAACAAAUAUGGGUAAGAGUAGUUAACAAACCCACCGGAAACUUAGCAGUUUCCAGCCCCUGCUAAGAAACCACUGUUAUUAGUUCAAAAAGUAAUUUUACCACUUUGAAGUAAAACUAAAUUAAAUGGGGGAGAGAAGUAAUGUUGCCUGUCCUUGAUACCAUGACUGUUUAUUAUUACUUGUUUUGCUAUAUAAAUUACCCCUGAAAAUAGGUGGGGGUGGGCACUAGAGUUUACAAUUAAUUUAGUGCAUUAACUGGUUGGGAGUAUGGUAUAACUUCUCCCUCUCAGGCAGUUUCAAAACACAAAAUUUGCUUCUAUUAACAAAAGGAAACAAAGCAAGAGUCAUUCCUACACUAGAAAAAAGUUAAGCCAAAUUAGCCUCUAGGGCUUUAAUGAGUAUGACCCCUAUAGAAAAGUCACAAAAAUCUUGUAUAAAUUAUUUUAUUUAUUAUUGUAAUUAGAUCUUCACAAUCAAAGUUGUCUUUUCACCGUCUGUGUUUUGUUAAUGUGAAAUUGUAGUUUAAGCAAAAGUUGGUUGCCUAGGGAACAAUAAUUGUAUAUUCAGUUUAACAGAAAUAAAAGAAUAUUUGUCCUAAAAAUGA
Molecule: messenger RNA, 10765 nt
Organism: Oryctolagus cuniculus (rabbit)
Lineage: Eukaryota; Metazoa; Chordata; Mammalia; Lagomorpha; Leporidae
Source: RefSeq, a predicted model, not a curated record